Cordyceps militaris CM01 is the source of this 1413-nucleotide messenger RNA. Its product is annotated as Major facilitator superfamily transporter. Gene Ontology annotation, biological process: transmembrane transport. The record is from RefSeq and is a predicted model, not a curated record. The transcript has 4 exons. The coding region runs from base 1 to 1413 and encodes 470 amino acids. Gene Ontology annotation, cellular component: fungal-type vacuole membrane. Gene Ontology annotation, molecular function: transmembrane transporter activity. NCBI's taxonomy places the organism in Eukaryota, Fungi, Ascomycota, Sordariomycetes, Hypocreales, Cordycipitaceae.
AUGUCUACAACAACCAGCACCUCGGUGCAGCUCACCUCGCCCGCCGGGUGGUCCUCCAACCGGCCCAACGGCACCACCACGCACCGGACCAAGCCCGCCCCGGCGGUCCUCCGCACCGAAGACGACGUCCUCGCCGCGUCCCUCGCCGUGGACUCGGCCGCGCCCGACGGCGGCUACGGCUGGGCCAUUGUCCUGAGCGGCUGCGUGCUCAUGUGGUGGGGCGUCGGCACCACCUACGCCUGGGGCGUGAUCCAGCGGACCCUCGUGCAGGACGCGCUCGCCGGCCCGGCCGUCCUCUCCUUCAUCGGCUCGCUGCAGGCCGCCAUGGUCUCGCUGUGCGCCACGUCCAACGCCUGGCUGCUGCAGUACCUGGGCGCGCGCCGGACCGCGCUGACGGGCGUCGCGCUCAUGGGCGGCUGCGAGAUCCUGAGCAGCUUCACCACGGGCAACCUGGGCGGCCUGUUUGUGACGGCGGGGGUCCUGUUUGGGCUCGGAUCGAGCUUUGUGUUUUGUGUUAUUACGGCAAUUCCUGCACAGUACUUUAGUAGGAAGAGAGGACUUGCGAAUGGCCUCAUAUUCGCCGGCAGCGGCCUCGGCGGCGCCGCCAUCAGCUUCGCGCUCAAUCCCCUCAUUGAAAAGGUCGGCCUCGCCAUGGCCUACCGCGUGCUGGGCAUCGCGACGCUCGCGACCGGCCUCCCCGCCGCCUGGAUCAUGAAGGAGCGCAGCAGCCUCCCGCGUCGUAAAUUCAUCGAGUGGUACGUUGUCCCCAUCUUGUGUCCAACUUCUACUGACCCCCAGACGGGCAGGAAACUAUUCAAGUCGGCCAACUUUGUGCUCGUGUGCGCCGCCACGGCCGUCGGCACCUUUCCGCUCUACGUGCCGCCCUUUUUCCUGCCGCUCUACGCCAACUCGCUCGGCUUCUCGUCGGCGACGGGCGCGGGGCUCGUCGCCGGCUUCACGCUGUCGUCGGCCGCCGGGCGCGUCCUCUGCGGCCACCUGUGCGACAUGAUGGGCGCGCUCAACGUCCUGCUCACCUCGCUCGUGCUGACGGCCGUGAGCAUGCUGGCCAUCUGGCCGGCCUCGACGACGCUGGCCCCGCUGGCCCUGUUUGUCGUCAUCAACGGCCUGUCCAACGGCGGCUUCUUCUGCACCAUGCCCACGGUGGCGAGCAACGUCUUUGGCAGCGCGCGGGUCGGCGCCGUCAUGAGCAUCAUCAUCACGGGAUGGAUUGGAGGCUAUCUAAUGGGCGCCCCCAUUGCUGGCUACCUGCUCGAAGCGUAUGGCGGCGCUGAAAAGGGCCUUGUCGCGUAUCGACCGGCCAUGUUGUACGGCGGCUCGCUCAGUCUUGUCUCGGCGUUUUUGGUGGUCAUGGUGAGAAUUCGGGUCAACAAAAAGGUGUUUGUCAAGGUAUAG